CGGGUCCGUACUCCAGCGUGGUGAAGAUCUCUCGGGUGCUGCGCUGUGCGUGCGUCGCAGCCAUCACUCGCCCGGGCUGCUUUCCACGAAGGAGUGCGGGGCGCUCUGCCCAGAGGAACCUUGAGGGCCAUGGCGGACUCGAAGCUGCUGGUGCCCGAGCUAAACGAGGCAGAGAAGAUGGGCGCUGAGACCAUGCGUUUCGAGGAGCUACUGCGGCAGGCCUCCAAGGAGCUCCAGCAAGCCCAGACAAGCAGACCAGAAUCCACACAGAUCCAACCUCAACCUGGUUUCUGCAUAAAGACCAACUCCUCCGAAGGGAAGGUUUUCAUCAACAUCUGUCACUCUCCUUCCAUCCCUCCUCCGGCUGAUGUGACCGAGGACGAGCUGCUUCAAAUGCUGGAGGAAGACCAAGCCGGGUUUCGCAUCCCCAUGAGCCUGGGAGAGCCUCAUGCAGAACUGGACGCAAAAGGCCAGGGUUGUACCGCCUACGACGUAGCGGUGAACAGCGACUUCUACCGGAGGAUGCAGAACAGCGAUUUCUUGCGGGAGCUCGUGGUCACCAUCGCCAGGGAGGGCCUUGAGGACAAAUACAGUCUUCAGCUGAAUCCAGAGUGGCGCAUGUUGAAGAACCGACCUUUCCUGGGCUCCAUCUCCCAGCAAAAUAUCCGCUCCCAACAGCGUCCUCGGAUCCAGGAGCUGGGAAACCUAUACACUCCCGACUCCCCGAGACCUGAGGAAGGCCCCGAGAAGCCUCACCUGAACCUUUGGCUGGAAGCCCCUGACCUCCUCUUGGCUGAAAUUGACCUCCCCAAACUGGAUGGAGCUCUGGGGCUGUCGCUGGAGAUUGGGGAGAACCGGGUAGUGUUGGGGGGCCCCCAGCAGCUGUACCAUCUGGAUGCCUGUAUCCCCCUGCGGAUCAACUCUGAGGAGAGCAAGGCAGCCUUCCAUAGGAAGAGAAAGCAAUUGAUGGUGGCCAUGCCCCUCCUGUCGGUGUCUUCUUGACCUGCUUUCUUUCUGUGCUUCUAAGUGGAGAGAAGAGGCUGGUGGCUUCUCUAAAAUGGAAAUAAAAGAUGUUUGCCUUUGUUCUGUGUCUGGCUAGGAAUGCACGGGGAGCGGGAGGGAAAAGGGACAUUGGACCGUGUCCUGGAGUCACAGAGAAGUCACUGUCCCCGCCGAGGCCUCAGCCUCUCCCCACCAGAGCCCCUCCCUGGCCGCCAGUCUCUCCCGUCGUGUUGCACACGGUCCCAGAGCCGACCCUCCCCUCUCCACUUCAGGGGUCCUCGGCUCCCCAGGGUCCCAGGAGAAGGUCCCAGAGCCCCCUGCAGCGCAGCACUCCAGGCCAUGUGUGGUGUGGUCCCCUUUAUGCUUCAUUUUCUCCCUGUCCUUCCUGUCACUCAGUCCCAGCACAGUGAAUGGUGUCCUGAGCACACCUGUGUUCUGCAGCUCCUCUUUAGUUUCUGCUGUACCCGCCCCCUCCCCUUAGUGUGCCUCGUCAAUAAAACCAGAAUUUUUUUAAAUUUUAAACUAAAAA
Prionailurus viverrinus (fishing cat) is the source of this 1531-nucleotide messenger RNA. It is a transcript of the gene PIH1D1, whose product is annotated as PIH1 domain containing 1. Gene Ontology annotation, cellular component: ribonucleoprotein complex; cytoplasm; R2TP complex. Bases 130 to 1002 code for a protein of 290 amino acids. The transcript has 10 exons. Gene Ontology annotation, biological process: box C/D snoRNP assembly; rRNA processing. The record is from RefSeq and is a predicted model, not a curated record. Lineage: Eukaryota; Metazoa; Chordata; Mammalia; Carnivora; Felidae.